AUGGUUUACACGCAAAACGUAGUUACCAGUCUCUUCUUGCUGGUAGUUGGCACCACAGCCAAAGUCAGCUUUCCACCUAUACCUUCGGAUCUAUCAACGCCUGUGCAGCAGCGAAUUUCUCUUGACGGGCCAAACAGUGUCACUAUUGGCUGGAAUACAUACGCCAAGCAACAAAAGCCCUGCGUGAACUAUGGCACCUCAAAGGAUGCACUCAACCAGCAAGCAUGCUCGGAUAUAUCCUUGACUUAUCCCACUUCCCGCACUUGGGCCAAUACUGUUACUCUUGGCAAUCUCUCCCCUGCAACGACGUACUAUUACAAGAUUUCUUCCAAGAGCGCAAUUGUCGAUCAAUUUCUAAGCCCUCGACCGGCUGGUGACAAGACACCAUUCGCCGUCAAUGCCAUCAUCGAUCUAGGAGUGUACGGAGAAGACGGCUUUACCAUCAACAUGGAUCAAUCCAAGCGCGAUAUCAUCCCAAGCGUUCAACCAUCCUUGAACCACACGACUAUUGGCCGUCUUGCCACAACAGCCGAUGACUAUGAAUUCAUCAUCCAUCCAGGCGAUCUGGCAUAUGCUGAUGACUGGUUUCUCAAGCCAAAGAACUUGCUUCACGGACAAGAGGCAUACCAAGCCAUUUUGGAAACAUUCUAUGACCAGCUGGCCCCCAUCUCUGGUCGAAAGCCUUACAUGGUCAGCCCAGGAAACCACGAGGCCGCUUGUCAAGAGGUCCCAAUCCUUAACAACCUCUGUCCUGUAGGUCAGAAGAAUUUUACCGAUUUCAUGUAUCGAUUUGGGCAGUCGAUGCCCCUUGCCUUCACAUCAACAUCGUCGGACGACACCGCCAGAGUUAAUGCCAACAAAGCCAAGCAGCUCGCGAACCCGCCCUUCUGGUUCUCAUUUGAGUAUGGCAUGGCUCACGUGGUUAUGAUCGACACCGAAACCGAUUUUCCUAAUGCACCUGACGCGCCGGGUGGCUCUGCAAAUCUGAACAGUGGACCUUUCGGAAGACCGAACCAGCAACUCCAGUUCCUUGAAGCUGAUCUUGCGUCGAUUGACCGCAGCGUCACACCAUGGGUUAUUGUUGCUGGACACCGCCCGUGGUACACCACCGGAGAUGAAGGCUGCAAGCCAUGCCAACAAGCCUUCGAGGGGUUGUUCUACAAAUACGGCGUUGAUCUGGCUGUUUUUGGACACGUGCAUAACUCCCAACGGUUUUACCCGCUAUAUAAUGGGACUAUUGACCCCGCAGGGUUGAAUGAUCCCAAAUCACCCAUGUACAUCGUGGCUGGAGGUGCAGGCAACAUCGAGGGACUGAGUGCCGUAGGCAAGAAGACAUCUACGAAUGCAUUUGCGUAUGCGGAUGACUUUAGCUAUGCCACCAUCCGUUUUCAAGAUGCUAACAACCUGCAAGUUGACUUUAUCCAGUCCUCAACUGGGAAGGUUUUGGAUACUUCUAAGCUUUAUAAGUCGCAUACGAAGCAGUUCGUUCGGCAGACAUAG
This is a messenger RNA of Fusarium sp. VM40, 1500 nucleotides long. The record is from the annotation of a GenBank genome assembly. Lineage: Eukaryota; Fungi; Ascomycota; Sordariomycetes; Hypocreales; Nectriaceae.